This is a messenger RNA of Ostrea edulis (European flat oyster), 5468 nucleotides long. RefSeq lists its product as uncharacterized. Bases 153 to 2420 code for a protein of 755 amino acids. The transcript is spliced from 14 exons. The record is from RefSeq and is a predicted model, not a curated record. Lineage: Eukaryota; Metazoa; Mollusca; Bivalvia; Ostreida; Ostreidae.
AUUGAAGCGACGAACUGAAUACCAAUUAAUGGUGAAAUGUUUAUAUCUUGUCUGCUGUAUGUGAUCUGUUUGAGGUUUUAUCUAUAGUAUUAUACUAUAAACAUUACAUAGUUUUGAGACUUCAUGGAUGUGCAUUUGAUGCAAGAGUUGCUAUGAAUAUGUAUUUCUACUUUCGAUUUAGAAUACUUUGGGAAUCCCAAUCCCCUGGUUUGUCUGGUGUGACCAAUAUGAUUGUUUUCGUGACUUUGUUGUGCAUCUUUAGCUUACAUACUUCACAAUGUGUAUCCUACAGAUACACCACCACAUCGUGUUUGGAGACUUAUAAACUGGACAGAACAAACAAGGACAAAAUAACAUGCACAGGUGAACACGUCGUUAAUCACUGCAUUCCCGAUGAUCAACAUAAGGAAAUGGAAGUUUGUGUACAGUGGAAAUGGAUUACCCCAGGUUACUGUCCAUAUUACGAUAAGUUCUCGGAUGUUAUAAAAGAAGUGCGCUGUUCCUUCUACUGCCUGUGGAACGAGGAUUUGCAUGGUGUUUGCUCCUGUCCAUCAAGACUGAAUGAUGAUUCAUGCGAUAAAAAAUGUAAAAAGGAUUUUGGAUCUGACAAAUACAUCCUUUGUGAGCCUGACAAAGUUUCUACUACAAUAAGCCCAGCAACGCAUAUCAAUUCUGGAGGACAUGGAUCAAGGGAAUCGUCAGAUUCGAAAAUUAAUGUCGGCCCAACAUUCAGUAUUACUUUCGGGAGAAAUGGUACAGAGAGUUCACGAGAAUCACAGUUUAAUGACAGUGCUAUAGGAAUUGCUUUUGGGGUAAUCUUGCCGCUUAUCCUGCUGGUUGUUGUUCCAGGAAUUCUUCUGUUCAAGAAAAGACGUCAGACAGAAAAUACACGUCAGAGAGAGACAGCAGUGGAGAGGGGUGAAGGUGACGACUUAAUGAAUACAGAAACAAGAUGUCUGGAGGAAAACGAACAGAACCAACAACAAAAAGAAAAAGAUGAAGGAACAUCCACUGAAGAUAAAGAAUCGUCACCUCUCCUGGCAGAGAAUAAAAACAAAAACCAGAGUGAAGGUCAGCUCGAAGAGAAUUCCAUGAAGAAUGAAAGGAUCAGUGUAUCUCAAAACUAUGAUUCACCUCAGAAGAAUGAGUCAUUCAAAAUGCCACCUACUUCUCCAGCAGUUCAGACAGAACCUGACACUGACAUAUUGAGGACAGAAAUCAAGGAUGACAAGAAAAACGAGAAGAAAGAAGGGGAAGGAUUCCGUGGAGGACAUGACUCCUCAGAAGACGUGUCACCUGGUGUAGGUGCAGAGAAAAAGAAAGAGGAAGGAUCCAUUGAAAAAGGCCAUUUUCCAGAUGUAAUGUCGCCUGAUAAUGGCAAGGAAGACGAUUUACAUUUGUCUCCUGUCAAUGAUACAAAUGGUGAGAAUGGAAAACAAAACACCGAUGUUACUGAGGAGGACCAAAGUGAGGAAAAAGGUAACAAGGACCAGGAUGUAAAACAGCAUGUUACUGAUAAAUCAUCGAACCAAACUGUCAAAACUGACUUAAAUAAUGAGAAUAAUGAAAUAAAGAGUGGCUGUAGAAUGCAUGUUGAUGGUAGUUCUGGAGAACAAAAUUCAGAGCAGAAGGAUCUCUCAGUAGAUACUACCCAGAAUAGUGAUAAUCAGAUUGAUGAGGGAAGUGGAACUUCUGAUAAUACAGCAAUGAAGCAUGUGAAUGAACAAGAAAAUGAACGUCAAAAUAAUUUGAACAGCUCAGCAGAUUCAGAAAGUGGAGAAGAUACAUCCCCCCAAAAAGACGCUGUGGGAAUAUUUGUCGACUCCUUGGAAUCUAUAAAAAAGGAAGAUUAUGAAGAAGGUGGCUGGAGUGAGCUACAGGAUCUUUUGGAAUACAUGUGUACAAAACCAGCGAGGAAGAUACUGUUUAAUGUUGUGAAGAUGUAUGUGGAUAAUCCAGACAGUUUUUUCCAAGAUGAAACAAAAAAGGCUUUAAUAAAAUCAGUAUUACCACCAGAGUACCAUUCAGCCAUUGAAACUGAAGCUGAAUACAGAAAUGCUAUCCCUGUUAUGUACGCCAUUCUACAGGUGGCACUUGAUGAGGAACAUCAACCAAAAUCUGGUUGGGGUCAAAGGGUCAAGGACUCAGACACUGGGGUAGGAGAUGAUGUAGAGAGAGUGUAUCAAGCUUGCACAUUGAGUAGAGAAAUUCACAAUCCAGAGGAAAUAUCUGUAGAUGGAUAUGAAAGGCUAUUUGAUAUGUUGAUAGGACCUGUAGAGAGAUUAGAUAUAAAGGGGAAAUGUAGCGAGGAUUACAGGGAGAUUGUGAGGAGAUGGGAGAAUAUCCAGAGGAAGCUGUGUGUGAAGGACAAAGGGACAACAUUCACAAACUUUAUCAAGAAAUGGUCUCCGACUGAAUAAAUAUAGUUAUGUUUAUGAAUAUAUUUAUGGAGUGAGUUUGAUGUAGUGGAGUGAUAGUACAAUAAAUCUAACAAUGAUUGAUUACACAGGAUCACUAAAUGUCCAGUUACAUACUCCAGCUACUGGCGAUCACCACAAGAUGGCGUUGAUACCGGUGCUUGUUCAUAUAUCAUACAGUAACGGUAGUCUUAACAUGUACAGGUAUGCUUGUACAAACAUCUUGUUGAUUUUCUAUGGAUUGUUCUGUAAUUUGUAAUUAUGUAUACAAGUUAGAGAUUUUUGAGUUGACGGUGCUACAAUAAGAGCAAACUUUCCAGUGACUACACAUAAAGUUGAUUAUCUGAGUCUUAGUAGGUGUUGAUAAAGAACCCCGCUACUUGUUAGGGGACAAAGAGACGUAACUAGUGUGAUACAUGUACUGAUACUGUAGAUGCUGAUGCUGUGAACUAGUACAAUUGAUCCACUUUAUUUACAGCUUCAUUUUGAAACUUCAUUAUAUUCAUUAAUCUGACUCAGUAUGAAGGCAGCUCUAAUCAUAAGUUUGCAAUAUGUAUAAAUGAUUUUAUUCUUCUGUGAUCGAAUUUAAUCUGUUGGCUGUCUAUUUAUUGUAUGUGUGUUAACUUACUCUUCACACAUAGCUAUACUUUUCACACACUUACAUUUACUUUUCACCUUUUUAAAACCACAUGAGUGUCUACUUCUAAUGUUUGAUUACUGAGUCAAUAUGUAAAGGGGAUUCUAUGUUGAUGAAAUUAUGGUCAGUGAUGCCUUUGGCAGCUUGCAGGGAUUUAAAUAAGUGUGCUAUACUGGAGCGAGUAGAACAUCUGUACAAUAUAUAGUGUGGACAUGUUCGCCAGUAAAUCCAGAAUGAUAUAUACAUGAGCAUUUAAUGAAGCUAAAUGAAAUGGACAUUUGCCACUGCCUUGUAUAGUGUAGUUUUAAUUGAAUUCAGUCCAUGCUUUAGUGUUGGGAAGGUGAUGAUCAUGAUAAAGGUUUCCACAUGAUUUGUGUCAGUUUUCUCAUCAACAACAUAACACUACAAUUUGACAAACGAUAUCCAAGUAUGUUAUGUUGUAUGUAUUCUGAUUUGUAUGAGAGGCGACAGACUGAGAAGACUCUAUAAUUCAAAACAAUCCUUUUAGAAUAUGUCUAUUCACAACAAAUUCAUUCCAGUUUGUUCAUGCGUAUUGUUGUCUAAUGACUGACCUUGACUUUUUAUUGUGAGUUACAUCUCUGUAUGUGUUACACAGGUGAGCAUUGUGGCCUGUAGUCCUGGUGUUAUUGUAGUUCAUGGUGUGGGGCUUAUUGUAGUUUGACGUAGAUUUAAUAAAUACAUAUAACUAUCUUAGAAUAGAGCUUAUUGUAGUUUAACAUGUAGAUUUAAUGGGUCAGUGUUUGCUUGUUGUAUAUCCAGAUAGAAUGUAAUUAGGAACAUGAUGGAGUCAGUGAUCACUCUCUGGUGCAAAGAAGGUAAAUUUAAUCAAGGGGAAACAAAAUGGGGUAAUACUGAUAAAUGCAAGUUAAUGAUGUGUGUCCUCCAAAAUGGACCUGUUAUUUUCAUAUUACAUGUAUCUUUAUCAUGUAUUUAUAUAUUUAUAAUUAAAAAAUUUAAAUACUGAAAGUGACAAUUGCCAUCCAUUACUGGUAAUCAUAUUUCUUGGAUCCUGUGUUUAAAGGUUUUGUGUAUUAUCAAUUUAAAAAUUUGUUCAAAUCAAACUUGUUUAAAGUUAUGUAUAUUUUGAUUUUUCACGAAAUGUCCAGGUGUAGUCAACCUUUAUUUUUAUUUAUAUUUUUUGUCAUGUAUAUGAUCAUAUUCUAAUAUUAGAGAAAAUAUGAGGAAAGUGUAGAGGUCAAUAUGACAUUGGAAUAACGAAGCUCUGAUGAAACGACUCUGAACAUUAUGAACAUGAUUUGGUCAUCUAAAAUGAUUUACAUUUACGUACGAUAAUCAUUUACUGUAUGCUGAUUAAGAAUAUCUGACUAUGUAUCAUAUCUAUAUAAAUUGGUGGCAGGAGUAGAGGUUAAUGUAAAAUUUACGUUGAUUUUUGUUGAUACAUGUUAUACUUUUUCCCCCAAACAAAUUUUGAUUAUAUCUUUUAGUUACACAAUUUGACUAAUUAAGCUUUUGAAUACAAUCUCUGAUAUUUUAGAACUUAUCGACUUUGUAGAUAUAAAAUUUUAGUGUCGUAUGUCAUUUAAACUUAGUAUGUAGCACAUCAUACUAGUUAUGAUUCUGAGACUAACACAACAUACUGGACUAUAUGCCAAGCUGUAUGAAAUGAGAAUUAUAAAAGUUUUCAAAGCCAUUUUAGACUUAUCUAUGUAAUGUAAAACUUAUACGGUACCAAUUUUGAUGGACCAAAAUAUCUUACAACUAAGAUGAAAAACAUGAUUCUGUUUGAUAAUCAAAUACAGAUCCCAAGGUCACAAGUAUGUAUUCAACUUUUAUAAACCACAGAUGUACUUUACAUAUUAAUUAAAAAAGUCUACAAGAAAAGAAAAAUAAGGAAAUUACCGUGUUUGUAAAUUUUGAUCUGAGUCUUAAGAUAUUUUGUGAAUAGGUGCCCUAAUGCGCAUUUCGACAAAUAAUGUCUCUUCAGUGAUGCUCAACCGAAAUGUUUGAAAUCCGAAAUAACAAUGAAGUUUUAGAGCUAUUAAUUCCUGUGAAAAAAUUAAGGCAGUGUUAGAUUCAUAAAUGUGAAUGUUCUAUUGUUUUAUAUGAUGUACAUGUAUUAGCACGACAAUCUGAAUUUGAUUUGAAGCGGGGCAGUAUCUUAAAUUUUCACAUGCCAUUGGACUGAACAUGUUCUGUUUGUCUUUUGGAAGAGAAGUCACCAUUUUUGAAGAGUUUCAUUCAUGUUUAGUGUACAUAUACAUAUGUUGUGUGGUUGUUGUUUUUGUGUGUGAAGAUUUCUUUUGGUGCCAUACAGUGUUUGAUUUCUCAACAUGGAGCUUCGUUUUGUGAAUGCUAUAAAACCACAUGAUUUUAUUGAAGUAAUUAGGAAACCUCUAUGUGGAGGGUUUGGGAAAUAAAUAAUAAUUUCAUCA